Molecule: messenger RNA, 3842 nt
Organism: Galleria mellonella (greater wax moth)
Lineage: Eukaryota; Metazoa; Arthropoda; Insecta; Lepidoptera; Pyralidae
Gene: Ugt50B3
Product: UDP-glucosyltransferase 2
Exons: 7
Coding region: 390-2027 (545 amino acids)
Molecular function (GO): UDP-glycosyltransferase activity
Source: RefSeq, a predicted model, not a curated record
UGUUUUAAAUUUAGAUUGUUAAUAAUUAAAUAUAUAUCUUAAUAAAUCUUAACAAUGUUUCUAGCAAAUAAAUUUAGUUUGCAAUUUCAUUAGGUACAUAUGUUUUUUAUUGGAUAAAGAUGGAAUGUUGGAUCCACCAAGGCUAAUUAAUAUUACAAUGCAAAAUGAAGUCAGACAUAUCAUGGACAAUUUAACAGGAAUUAAUAACGAUGGUUUCCAGGAAGAACUGGAUGAAGAUCGAAUGGCAGCAACGCGAGGCUAAGGAAGUGACGAUUCGGUGGAAUCAAACCGGCGACAGUGCUCAGUGAAUAAAAGUGAUCUUAGUGAUUGUUUAGUUCCGUGAAUAGUGUUUUUGUUUUCGAUUAUCAUUUACAUACAAAUUAAACAAAAUGUUUGGGUCAAGGUGGCCCAUAUUAUGCUUACCCAUUCUACUGGCGGCGUCGGUAUGCGGAAGCGAUAUCCUGAUGAUCACGAUGGGAGGCACCAAGUCACAUAAGAUGCCGUUCUGGGAACUUGCUAGAGGACUUAUUAGAAGAGGGCAUAACAUCACAUUCAUAAGUGCAUUCCCACCUGACUUCCACAUUGAUGGCUUAGAAGAGAUAGCACCAGAGGGCUUGGUCUCCUAUGUUAGAAGCUACAUGACCUUCGACCUGGUGGGCGCCAGGAUGAAGGGUGAGGAGCCGCUGCCUCUGAUGGAUAUCCUCAGAUUUGGAUAUGAGGCCUGUGACGCAUUCUUCAGCGACUACGAGACAAAAUCUUUCCUCAGAUCUGGAAGGAGCUUCGAUCUCGUCAUACUUGACGGUACUUAUCCUGAAUGUGCUUUGGGUGUAGUCUACAAACUCAAGGUUCCGUUCAUGUACAUCAACACGGUCGGAUUCUACGCCAUGCCAUUCAGCAUAUCCGGUAGUCCAACUCCAUACUCAGUUACACCGUUCUUCGGGAGGGCGUUCACUGACAACAUGGGAUUCGUAGAUAGGGCCCUAAAUACUGCCUUGCAUGUUGCUGCAGUUGCUCUACACAGUUUAAGUAUUAUGGUCCUAAGUGGAGUUCUCAAGAAGCACCUUGGACCUCAAACACCACAACCCUAUGAGAUGGCGAAGAAUGUCAGUUUCAUAUUACAGAACGGACACUACUCAGUUUCAUAUCCUAGGCCUUAUUUACCAAAUGUGGCUGAAGUUGCCUGCAUUCAUUGUAAAGAGGCGAAAAGACUAAGCCCUGACAUUGAAGAAUGGAUCUCAGGCGCUGGUGAAGCUGGUUUCGUGUAUGUAUCUAUGGGGUCCUCGGUCAGAACUAACAAGAUGCCUUUAGCUGCUCAUCGGAUGAUAGUCAGUGCUUUGGGAAGGUUACCUCACAGGGUACUUUGGAAGCAAGAUGGAGAACAAAAUUUGACGGAUAUUCCUUCCAAUGUGAGACUUUACAAGUGGCUUCCACAGCAAGAUUUGCUUGGUCAUCCCAAGAUUAAAGCUUUCAUCACGCACGGAGGUCUUCUCAGUAUGUUCGAGACAGUUUAUCAUGGAGUUCCCAUCGUCAGUAUACCAGUGUUCUGUGACCAUGAUGGGAACGCAGCUAAAGCCGAAAUCGACGGAUAUGCUAAGAAACUAGAUCUACAACACCUGACCGCUGAUAAAUUAUACAAAGCGAUUGAAGAAGUUGUAAACGAACCCAAAUAUAAAAGGGAAGUGAAAAAGAGACAAUUCCUCUUAAGGGAUCAAAAAGAAACACCCUUAGAACGAGCUAUUUACUGGACCGAGUACGUAAUAAGACACAAAGGCGCUUACCACUUGCAGUCUCCGGCGAAGGAUUUGAACUUCAUACAAUAUUACUUGUUGGAUGUAUUCCUAGUAUUUGUUCUAACACUCAUUACAAUUUCAGCUCUUGUAACCUACGUCAUAAGGCUUGGUUUUAACAAGUUAGCGACUUACGUACAAAGUAGACGAGUGAAUGACCUGAUAGACAAAUCAAAUAAUUUGUUGCAACGUUCCAAGAUUUUAAUAGAUCAAACGACGAUAUCAAAGAAAAAACUGUAAUGACUGAUAUUGUUAAGAUUUUGCUCACAAAUAUGUUACCAACAGGGUCACCAUAAGAGAUUUGGGUAUAUUUUUGUCGAAUAGAAAUCGCUAUUGUAAAUAUUUAGGUUAGAAUGUAGUACUUAAUUGACAUAUACAGUUCUUUGUUAAUUAUUUAAAAGUGAUAUAUAAUUAUAAGCAAACAUAAUAUUAUGUACAAUUUGUUACCUUUGUUGAAGUAAAAGUUACACCUAUUGUAAAUAAACGUUUUGAGGUAGCCUCAUACCUUGCCUUUACCACAGAUAAUAUAAUACUAUACCCUUUACCAAAACCGGUAGUAGCAUCACUGAUAAAAUCAUAGAUAAAAUAUGGCCAAAAAUUUUCAAAAAAACGUAGGUGAAUGCAGUUUGCUUGGUACGAGUAUAAACGUUUUGUUACCAAAGUUUCUAAAAUUUUUAAUGCACAGGUUUAAAAUAUGUGGUCAAUAUAUUUGCAAGCAUCUGUUUCGGAAAAAAUUAAUUGCGACGUUUUAAAAAAUCUUUUGAUCACUUGGUUUUAAAUCAGCAGUUUUAAAUCCUCUAGGGCUCGACUGCACUCGGCAAUUUUAUAUUGUGCCUGUUUUUUUUUAAUUAAUAUAUUUGACUAUAACAAGUAAUUUUAUAAUAUUCUAAAUAUCUUUCCUUUUGUUUUCAACAUUUUUUACAUACUGUCUUUCUUUUAUUACUAUGUUAAUAUUUGAAAAAGUAAGCAUAUACACACAGGUUCUCUGUCGAAUAAUCCGACUGGGAUGGUUAAAAGGUAAUUAUAAUAGUUAAUUAUCAUUAUAGUAAUUAUUUAAUCUACAAAUUGUUAUAAUAACUAUCUUACGAAUUCGAUGUUUAAAUUUUCAAAAUUCUAUCAAAUGACAAUGCGCGCAUGACAUUCCUGGUGUCAUAGGCGUCCAUAGGUGACGUUAACCAUUUAUCAUUAGAUGGGUAUACCUGAAGGGUUUUUGUUUGCUGCAAUAAGUUUAAAAGAGUUCAACCAUCAUGACUACUAAGAUACAAAUGUUUUUAUAAGGUCUUUAGAGAGACAUCGACAUUUUUGGCAUCUCCCUACUAGUGAAACAGAACAUUUCUCUUAAAGAAAAAAUACGUUGUGAAAGAAAAUAAAAAAAAGUUUGAAUUAUUAUUAUUUUUAAUUAGUGUUCUAAUUAAUUACAACGGUGUUACUAUUUGAGAAACUAUAUGAAUAGAAAUUAAAUGCUGUUCAGUAGUAAGUUGCAAGUAAGUAAGUUACUUGAGAAUGUUUGAACCAAUUGAAAUAAAAUUUCAUGUAAUUUAUUUUUACAUAUUCGAAAUUCAAUUGAACUUUUAUGAACGUUUGAAAGUAAUUUUAGAACUCGACAAUUAUUUUUCAAUGUUCAUAAAGAUAAUGUUGACAGCUAAUUUUACUAUAUAAUUAACAUUCUCGAUCUGCAAAAUAGGUAUUCGUUGAAAAUCAAAAAACCAAAAAUAUUUUUAUUUUGAUAUACUAACUUAAAAGCCCGAAUUAUGAUUUUUGUAUAAAUUAGCAAUAAAAUUAAUCAUAAUUUAUGUGUUUAUAAGUAUUAUUAAUAAAUAAUAAUCUGAAUAUACAAUAUUUUUUAAAUAUUGCUCAUUUUAUUUACCUGUCCUUUUAAGUAGGUUAUAAAUGUUAUAUAGUCUGUUUUUGUUUGCUAUUAUAUUGAUUUUUAUAUUGAUUAUAUUAUAUUUAUGCUAUUAUGAUAUAUAUCCUUAUCUAAUAAAAACAGUAGCACAAAAUGGUCACAACUUAGCUUAUUGCUUUGCCCUCAAAAGAGCAAAGCACUGAUAUUCU